UGCUACUUUUUUUUCACUCCUCAGGAGAUGCAGUUGAAGCACCAGGAAUGUCUGAAGAGGCAAAGAGAGGCUGUGAAGCUCCGAAUGAAGAAACUAAGUGCAAAGCAAACGGAAAUCAUUAAAAAGUCCGCAGUGAUGAAGGAGAGUAUAAAGAAGAAGUAUGAGGACAUCCAGAGGGUUCUGAAUGAGGACCUCAGGAUAACUCUGACCCAGCUGGAGAUGGAGGAGAGAGCUGCAGUCACAGCCCUGGAGGACCUGAUGGAAAAUAAUUGUAUCAUCAUCCAGGAGAUAGAGCAGGAUCUGGCCAAGCUCACCACUGAGCUAGCCCAGAAGGACAUUAUUCUGCCUGAUACAAUGGACACAGAGAUAGAAGGCAGAGUGAUGGAUCUGCUGAGCAGGACAGACCCAAGCAAAGUGAACCUGGACGAGCCUAAAGCUGACCAAAUUCUCACCCUCACCAACAAUAUGCUGCUACUCAUCCACUCCCAGACCCCCAUUACCAAGAGACUCAUCAAGAGCUAUUCUACAGAGGUGUCCCUGGACCCAGAGACAGCGCACCCCAAGCUGGUCAUCUCCCUGCACGGUGACAGUGUCACCUACACAGACACCUGGCAGGAACUACCAGAGCUCCCAGGACGCUUUGACACCACCCUCAACGUGAUCAGCCUGCAGGGCUUCAGCUCCGGGCGUCACUACUGGGAGAUAGAUGUGGCUGGGAAGACUUACUGGGAGCUGGGCCUCACCUACCCCACCAUCUCCCGCAAGGGCCGGGCUGAGGACUGCUGGCUGGGUCGCGGCUCUGACUCCUGGGCCAUGGAAUUCUUUGACGGGGAGUACACAGCCUGGCACGGUGGGGUGCCCCACCAGCUGCCUGUCACGAAACACUUAAGCCGUAUUGGGGUCCUGUGUAGUUUCCCAGCGGGCCUAGUGUCUUUCCUGGGGGCGGACAGCAUGACUCCUCUGUUCUCGUUUUGUGUGGGGGCGUUCAAGGACUGUCUCCACCUGGCAUUGUGCCCAGGUCACGACCACAACGGUACGAACGCCAAACCAAUUUUGAUCUGUAACGCACCUCCAACUCCUAGUUCUAUCCAGAAUGCCCAAGAAUGCUGACUCUGCUCCUUAUGAUACUCAAAGGGGAUGAUUCCCUUUUUAAGCGAUUUUCUCUCCACACGUAUUCUGACCUUGAACAUAGGCAUUAGAAUAGCACACUACUCACCUGCUUUUCUUUUUGGGUGGAUAUCUAAUAUCUAAUGAAGGUGUGGCAGAGGUGUCUAUAGAUAUGCCAUAUUCUCACAUCGACUUAAUGUCCUAAUAAUUCAUCCACCUUUACGCAAGAGGAAAAAGUAUCUACUUAAUAUUUUCCGAUAGAAAUAACAUCAUUCUCCAUGCAGUGUAAUUUACAAUUUCAUGAGAGCUAUUGAAAAGAUCUAGGUAAAUUAGUAAUCCAUUUGGAUAAGGGGAUUGUAAAUAUUAAUGAUACUUGUUUUAGAUAUAUUUUAUCUUAUAAUCACUGGAGACAAUUGUGAAACCAGUCAUAUGGCAACAAAAUUAAGCAUAUCGAUAUAUCAACUUUGUCACAUUAAAGAGUAUGAAAUGCAUUAUGCAACAUUUUAAUUGUACAGCCUUUUAACUUGCAGGGAUGGGCCCUCUUGAAUAUCUUAAUUAUAGGCUACCCCAACUUUCUCUGUUUCCUAUUUCUAUUGUGUUAAAUAUUAGCCACUAUCAGUAUUGACAGUCAGUAGGCUUAAUAACAACACAUCUGCCAUUCUGCCCUUCAGAAAGGCAGUUGACCCCCAACAACAAUUGCUCCCCGGGUGCCGAUGAUGUCGUUUAAGGCAUCCCACGCACCUCUUGGGUUAAAUGUGGAAGACACAUUUCGGUUGAAUGCAUUCAGUUGUGCAACUGACUAGGUAUCCCCUUUCCCUUGAAUAACUGAAUGUGGCACUUUUCAGAAUGAAUCAAACCAAUGUCUUUUGUCUUUUGUGAUUCACAAAUGUGACCGAUAGACUCAAAUCGGGCUUAUGUAGCAACAUUUGAAAUUGCGAUUUUUACAUUGGAUUAAAGUAGAGACAAAAUUGUAUAUAAUACACUACUUUUGAGGAACAAUGGGAAAGUAAUUUUGCAUUGAAAGUUGAUAAACUUGUAAACUCACUUUUGAGAAAAUGUCCUUUGAAUGUUUUGGAACUACUACUGGAGACCCCUUCUUUGUCAACACCCCUUCGGCAUCAUUCACAACCUCUUAAGGUUUAGCCACACCCAUCUCUUAAGGGUUGAUCCAAGCUUGGUGUACUAUCAACAGCAAUCAAACACCCAAGCUAACUUGCUAGUUACUUCCAGACACAAAUGAGAGAACAGCUCACUCAAAAUUACUCGCCCUAGCAGAGCUGGUUAGGCUGUUAUGUUAUCCAGAGCUUUGGUGACUGCAACUGUGCUGUCAGAUUGUCCAUUCUUCAGAGCGUUUCGCUCUCGGAGCAUUCAGAGCGCACAGUGGACGCUAUGACCGAUGAGUAGGAUUGAUCAGAAUGUUCUGACCUCACAGUAGUGAAGCACCCAAACUAACUGGCUAACAUUGGCUGGCUUGCUAUCUACUUCCAGACACAUAAUGAGAGAACACCCCACUCUGACCACUUAUUUUGUGGUCCCAAAAAGAGACAGAGGAUUUUGACCGAUUCUGAACCUCAAUGGGUACUUGAAGGUACUGAGGUUCCACAUACUGUCCCCAGCCAUGUGUUGCAGGCCGUGUCCAGGGACCUGUGGUUUGUGAGGCUGUACCUGAGGGUUGCAUACUUCCAUGUACCUGUUCACCCAGCUCAGUGGCAGUACCUCCGAUUCGCUUUCGAAGGGACGGUUCUUGGCACCCCUCUCCUUUGCACCCCGCACUUUCAAUAAGUGUUGAUUCUCAAUUACCUGGACGAAUGACUGAUUUGUGCCCUGACCAGGAUACAGUUCCUAUCAGACAGAGACAUGCUCCUGACCCACAUCGGCGGGCUGGGUAUUACUGUAACCGACAAGAACAGUUGUCUGAUGCCCACCCAGAGGGUGGCCUUCAUUGGCAUGGAGCUGGACUCAGUCCUCAUGAGAGCAUGCCUGUCCACCAGAAGGGUUCAGGCAAUCUCACCUUGCCUCGAUCACUUUUGACAGGGGCGGCCUCAUUGUUGAUUCCCCUGAGCCUGCUCCAUCUCCAGCCUCUUCAACAGUGGUUCAACUCCCACCGGCUGCACCCGAAGUGCCACUGUCACCGCCAGCUGUGGAUGACCACACAGUGCCUCUUGGUAUUGUUGAGGUGGCGCUGUGACCCCUUUCUCUCAGGUGGGGUGGAGAUGCUGAGGAUGUGCUGCCGGGAGCUGGUCAGCACAGACGCCACCCAGAAUGGCUAGAGGUGUGUGACCAAGGGCAGGUCCGUCAGCGGAUGUUGGCUACCCCCUUGGAGCGGCAGGCACAUCAAUACACGAGUGCUCCGAGCUGUAUUGCUGGCCCUGCAGUCUUUCCUUCCACAUCUGAAGGGAAGACAUGUCCUGGUGAGAACGGACAACACCAUAGUAUUGGCUUACAUCAACCAUCAGGGUGGACUUAAGUCCCACCGCCUACAUCUUAUGGCAUGUGAGCUCCUUCUCUGGGCUCAGGGAUGUCUAGCGUCUCUACGCGCAGCGCAUGUACCUGGCAUCCUGAAUGUGGCAGCGGAUAUGCUGCCAAGGGAGGUUCCGCCACCUUGGGACUGGAGCCGACAUCCCCAGGUGAUGCAGCAAGUUCAGGAGGGCGCAGGUGGACCUGUUUGCCUCCCUGGACAAUGUGCACUUCCCCCUGAGGUACUCCAUGUCGGAGCCACCUGGGCCUCUGGGCUUGGAUGCUCUGGCUCACGAUUGGCGCGGGCUGGAGGUUUACGCAUUCCCCCCUUUUUCCCCUGUUCUGUGCUGGACAGGACCAGCAUGGCAGAGCAUCGUCUGCUUCUGGUGGCCCCAUACUGGCCCAGACAAGCCUGGUUCAGCCUUCUCCUGUCCCUGUUGUCUGGGACACCUUGGCUAUUUCCCCUGAGACCGGACCUGCUGUCUCAGUCGGUGGGCUUGGCCACUGAACGGUGCCAAUGGUCCAUGUCAGGACUACAGGAGGGUGUAAUGAACUCCAUUCAGAGAGCAAGGGCACCGGAUACAACCGUGGCAUACCAGUUGAGCUGGUGAUUGUUCUGCUCUUGGUGCACUGGUAUUGAGGUGGUGCCUGAGUCAUGCGGGGUACAGUAUGUCCUCCAAUACCUGCAGUCUCACUUGGAUGAAGGCUUAGCAGCCUCUACACUGAGGGUAUUUGGCUGCUAUAUCUGCUUGCCAUGUGGGGUGGAUGGACAUGCCAGUGGGGCGCCAUCCCUUGGUCUCCAGGUUUAUGAAGGGGGUUCGUCGCCUGCGACCAGCUAGAACCUGGUCAAUGGCGAGCUAGGAUUUGAAUGUGGCCUUUUCAGCUUUGGCAAAGCUGCCUUUCGAAACGUUGUAGUCUCCCUCCGUGAAACACCUCUUUAUGAAGGUGGCUUUCUUGGUAGCGAUUACUUCCAUGAAGAUGGGGGUGAGCACCAUGAGUGCUAAUGGAUGAACCCCAGUGGGAGGAGUAUAUCUCUCUCUUACAAAGGUUCUGUAAAGGUUCUCUCCAGUUCAGCCCUGAUACAUGGCCGCCAGCAGAGAUUAACAUUGUUCCAGUACCACAGUGCACAGCAGAAGCACGAGCAAAACACAGUUGACAUGAAGGGACAGGUGGAGAGAACCAGGAAACUAAUGACAACCGCAGUAAAGGGGAAAAUACCGCUACCAAGGAACUGUGUUUGAAAACGGAACAUUUAAAAGAAAUAGCAAAACCUUAUGAUGACGAACGAGCACAAACUCUUCAACAAAAUCAUCUUCUGCAGGAACACAAUCCUCAAACUAGAUAAAUCUGUUGAGUUAUCUAUGAACAGGGGCGCGCAAUGCAUGCAGUUUUGAUAAACAACAUUCAAACAAUAAUGUUCUAGUCCAAAUGCUGCAGACCAAAGACGAUCAGCUUAUGAACACCAUAACCAAGUUGGAUGACUAAACCGCGGAACUCAUUGAAGUCUAAACAAAUGAACGAUGAGAGAACCCAGGUGAACAAAAUGAUCUCUAAGCAAGCGGAGGACAUCUGAUCAUUGAAUCUCUUGCUCCGCACUCAAGACCUCUACCUGCAAACCAUGACAGAUAAGUAUGAGACCGAAAGGAGCAACUGCGACACUCACAUGUCUAAAAUAAGUACUCUAAGCACCCAAGUGGACCCUGCGAUGUAGCAGAAUACCACCCUUAGGUACCAUCUGGAGGGAUUCCAGAACAGUCACGCGCUACAGCAUGACUACCCUACCCAAUCAAGCUCGCAACCAGGUGGCGAAUCGCAUCUCUGCAUGUCUGGCAGACAUAUCAGUGUGGAUGACGGAUCACCACCUCAAGCUGAACCUCGGCAAGACGGAGCUGC
Molecule: messenger RNA, 5457 nt
Organism: Oncorhynchus gorbuscha (pink salmon)
Lineage: Eukaryota; Metazoa; Chordata; Actinopteri; Salmoniformes; Salmonidae
Product: probable E3 ubiquitin-protein ligase TRIML1
Exons: 5
Coding region: 28-1110 (360 amino acids)
Molecular function (GO): protein binding
Source: RefSeq, a predicted model, not a curated record